This is a messenger RNA of Melospiza melodia melodia, 2613 nucleotides long. RefSeq names its product potassium channel tetramerization domain containing 17 (gene KCTD17). The record is from RefSeq and is a predicted model, not a curated record. Lineage: Eukaryota; Metazoa; Chordata; Aves; Passeriformes; Passerellidae. The coding region runs from base 1 to 966 and encodes 321 amino acids. Gene Ontology annotation, biological process: positive regulation of cilium assembly; proteasome-mediated ubiquitin-dependent protein catabolic process; protein homooligomerization. Gene Ontology annotation, molecular function: cullin family protein binding. Gene Ontology annotation, cellular component: Cul3-RING ubiquitin ligase complex; cytoplasm. The transcript is spliced from 7 exons.
AUGAGGAUGGAGGGCAGGGAGGAGAUGCAGGGCGCCGUGGGGCUACGCUGCACCUGGGACAUUCCGCCACCCGCUGGCACCCAGGCCAAGUGGGUGAGGCUCAAUGUGGGGGGCACCGUGUUCCUCACCACCAGGCAGACCCUGUGUCGGGAGCAGAAAUCUUUCCUGUGUCGCUUGUGCCAGGGCGAGGAGCUGCAGUCGGACCGGGAUGAAACUGGUGCAUACCUAAUAGAUCGGGACCCCACUUAUUUUGGACCGAUUCUGAAUUUCCUUCGCCAUGGGAAGCUGGUCCUGGAUAAAGACAUGGCUGAAGAGGGGAUCCUUGAAGAAGCUGAGUUCUAUAACAUUGGUCCUUUGAUCCGAAUAAUCAAGGAUCGAAUGGAGGAGAAGGACUACACAGUAACACAGGUGCCUCCUAAGCAUGUCUAUCGUGUGCUGCAGUGCCAGGAAGAGGAGCUCACUCAGAUGGUUUCCACUAUGUCAGAUGGAUGGCGCUUUGAGCAGCUUGUGAACAUUGGCUCAUCCUAUAAUUAUGGGAAUGAGGAUCAGACAGAAUUCCUGUGCGUGGUCUCCAAGGAGUUGUACAACUCCCCCAAUGGCCUGAGCUCUGAGCCCAGCCACAAAGCCAAGAACACAGAGGAGGACCUGGAGGAGGAAGAGCAGGAGGUGGAGGAGGAGGCAGAGGCAGAAGCAGAAGCAGAGGAGAAAGACCGUCCAUCUAUUCGGGAUUGUGCUAAACUCUCUUCCUGCGGACCCUCCCUCCUGCUCCCUUCCGUGUCCAUCCCAGCACUGCCAUCUACCUCCCACAUUGCCCCACUCGCCAGCCUCCAGCAUCCUUCCCUCUGCUCUCCUUGUCCCUCAGGGCUCAGAGUGGUCUCUGCCCAGGGCCCUGUCUCUCUCUGCUCCUCACUUUUCCUCCUCUGCAGGUAUGUCACCUGUCUGCACUCCCAGCUCCUGCCAGCCUGAGCUCUGCAUGAGUGACUCACUUCCCUCUUGUGGGUAUGGCCCUGGUUUGUAGAGCUUGGGGAGGGGAAGGAGGGAGGUGUGAGGUUGACUCAUCCCUAAGGUGGCUUUACAUAUUCUGAUCCUGUGUGUGCCUUUACCUGCCAAGCAGAUCCUAUGGCUGUGGACCAGAGGCUCUGGCAGCAGAAAGGAGAGUGCAGCUGGGAGAGGGGUGGAAAUGAAUGCAAAGCAGGCCGGGGUGGUUUGGGGAAGGGGUGGAAUUUUGCCACGUGUCUGCGUGACAUGCAUGCCAGAUCGCUCCUCCAGACUGCGUCUGCAGCUCCUUUGCCUGCCAGCCCGGGCAGUUUGCAGAAGGCAGCCUGUUAUUUUUCCUUCCCUGAGCUUUUCCCCCACAGGCUCUGCCAGGGUGAGAGUGCAGUGGGAAAGGUGGCAAAGGCAGAGCAGAAGCAGCUGGUCCCCCCUGCAGAUGCUCUCACAGCUGUGUGCAAAAUGAGCCUCUCUGCUCUGCCUCCUGCUUAGGAAGGCUGGCUGGCCGACAAGCGUGGGGCUGGGUAUGGAGAGUGUUAGAAGGAGGAUUCCUCUUCAUACUGCAGAACUGUGAGGCUCCUAUUAAACUGGAGAUUCUCAGAUUCAAUCUCCACCAGUCCUGAUGGAGGGUACUUGUUAGCUGGCUGACAUUUCUUUCUCCCUCUGUGGCUGUGGGACCUGAGUGUUAUCUUAAGACUCAGUGUAUGUUAAUCACAUGGACAUUUUCUUCCUUCUGUUCUAUUUUCCUACCCUCAUUUAUUUUCUUUUUCUUCUGUUUGUGUUUCCUCUGUCAUUUCCCCUUUUCUGUUUCACUCUCCCCUCCAUGCUCAGUUGCCUUUUUUUCCUACCAUUGAUUGUGUUUCUCUUUCUCUCUCCUUCUCUAGCUGUUACAAGCCAGAGAUCUGAGGAUGUGAUCUGAACACUCCACUCCAGCCUUUUCAUUUCUUGUUUAUAUCUUUAUUUUUGUACUGCAGUGUAUGGCAGCCCUUUCUCCCACCGUGACGCCCCCAGCCCCCUUUCACUCUUCACAUGCAGCCAUUUUUUUUUUACAAACUCACCUCGGAGGCCUGAGCUUCCAGCCCUGGAGGAGGGCAGAUGCUGCAUGGAGCCCCUGAGCUGCUGUAGGAGCGGGAGCCCACAGCCCCCUCCUAUGCCUGGCAGUCUGGCUUUCCUUAAUGUCACAGUGGCCCCUGCUGGGGACAUCAGCGAUCAGCCACUGCAGCCUGCGGGUCCCUUCCUGAGCACCCUGGAUGCAAAUGCGGACCGAGGUGGUGGCAGCUGUCUAAGGACCAGCCCUUGCCCUUUCACUGUUGCAGGCAACUAGUGUGGGCUUGUGGCCUGGGGACAAAUGCAGAGCCACCGUCCUUUUCUGUGCCACCUGUAUGGCUCGGAGGUGUCCCUGUGCUGGGUAUCACGUUCCUUGGUGCCUCCCCCCCUGUCCCCCAAAGCAGCUCUGUGCCAGCAGUGUGAGAAGGAGAAUGGUGUGCUGCCUGGGUACCAUGAACAUGCUGGUACCUCAUGUUGUGUCAGCCAGCACCAAGCAGAUCCCAGUUUUGGGGAGCAGGGUGUUUGCUUCACUGCUGUGUCUGAAGACUCCUGAAUAAAAUUCACAGUCUGUUCCUC